Molecule: messenger RNA, 698 nt
Organism: Drosophila grimshawi
Lineage: Eukaryota; Metazoa; Arthropoda; Insecta; Diptera; Drosophilidae
Gene: EbpIII
Product: ejaculatory bulb-specific protein 3
Exons: 2
Coding region: 109-492 (127 amino acids)
Source: RefSeq, a predicted model, not a curated record
UUUGUUCGAGUUUUCUGACUACUGCACAACUGGUUUCUGGUGUCAGUUGAAGCAUUCGAUUUUUAUUUGAAAUCUUAAAUAGUAGGAGCGGCGUACAAAAGAUUCAAAAUGAAGGCAACUUUCUUGCUCGUGACUCUGGCGAUAAUAGUAUGCGUGAAUGGCGACGAGAAGUAUACUACUAAAUAUGAUAAUAUUGAUGUAGACGAAAUAUUGAGAUCUGACAGACUAUUCAAUAAUUAUUUCAAAUGCCUCAUUGACACUGGAAAGUGCACUCCCGAAGCAAAAGAACUUAAGAAAUCGCUACCUGAUGCUCUGAAAACCGAAUGCAGCAAGUGUAGUGAAAAGCAAAGACAAAACAGCGACAAGGUUCUUCGACACAUCAUCGAUCAUAAGCCCGAUGAAUGGAAGGUUUUGCAAGCCAAAUAUGACCCCGAAGAGGUUUACAGUAAACGCUACCGGGCACAAGCCAAGGAAGCCGGAAUACACAUUUAGAUCAAAACAACUUGUUCGAAAAAAAUGCUAUUAGAUCAAACAUGUUUUUAUUUUAUAAAAAGCUACUGUGAUGGACUCUGGAAAAUUAUAUCUAAUUAAAUUUCUAGUGGAGAAAUUUUAAAUCCAUUGUGUAGCAUACAAUUAGGUUAAAUGGUGAGAACAAAGUUGUGUAAUGUAUGCAAAUAAAAAAAUUUAUUGUUUAUGAA